Centropristis striata (black sea bass) is the source of this 21705-nucleotide messenger RNA. RefSeq names its product obscurin, cytoskeletal calmodulin and titin-interacting RhoGEF b (gene obscnb). The transcript has 89 exons. The record is from RefSeq and is a predicted model, not a curated record. The coding region runs from base 259 to 20451 and encodes 6730 amino acids. Gene Ontology annotation, molecular function: guanyl-nucleotide exchange factor activity; protein binding. NCBI's taxonomy places the organism in Eukaryota, Metazoa, Chordata, Actinopteri, Perciformes, Serranidae.
ACGUCAGCUAUUUGGCAUGAUGUGGUACCGGAGAAGAAAGAAAAAAUAAGUCUAGUCAACCGCCCACCGCAGGAGACUGGGGGAUGUUCCACCAUCCUGGAUUUACAACCAUUUCAAGGAUAUCUGAGCACAAAGAAGACAUUUUUUGUGGGAUUUUAAACACUGAUAGUGGAGUCAACCGGACGGCCAACUGACGUUUUAGGCCACAUGGUUCAGCGCCCGUUUUACCUGAGUGGCUGAAGACUCAAGAAACAAACAAUGGAUCCAAACUUGUUCGGAGGAGUCCCCAGGUUCCUCACCCGCCCAAAGGCAUUCUCAGUGUGUGCGGGAAAGGAUGCCUCACUGAGCUGUACUAUCGUGGGCAGCCCGACUCCAGCGAUCACCUGGGAAAAGGACAAGCUGAAGCUGACAUCUGGGGGACGCUUCAAGACCGUGGAGGAUGGAGAUGUGUACCGCCUGAGCAUCUAUGACUUAACACUGGAGGACAGUGGGCAAUACAUGUGCCGAGCCAAAAACAACGUUGGGGAAGCUUAUGCUGCUGUAACCCUCAAAGUGGCCUUGCCAACAGAGAUGGCUCAGAGGGCCCCUGUUUUCAUGGUUAAGCCUACUUCUGCUCGUGUAGGUUUGGGAGGCGAUGUUGUAUUUCACUGCCGAGUUGCAGCUUACCCUGAGGCCAACUUUGAUUGGGAGAAAGAUGGCCGCUACUUGGGGGAGAGUAACCGCAUCAAGAUUGUAAACGACAGUGACAGCAGCACCUUAAAGAUCCAAAGUGUGCGUAACCUGGACAGCGGCACCUACACCUGCAGAGCCCAGAACACUGUUGGCCGUGGACACACUGCAGCAGCUCUUGUUGUAGAUGCCCAGGAUUCCCGCCACCUGACUGGAGACAAGAACACCUCCCUUCUUUCACACCUACAAAAGCGCAAGGAGGAAAUGAAGAAAGACAUCUCUAUCUAUCGCACUGAAGAAAGAUCCUCUGUCUCUUCCUCCACAACCAGCAUCACAGAUGGUUUGAGUCUGGAACACGAGUGGAGGGCAUCUGCACUGGCAAAGCUGCCCAAAGGUGUGUUCACCCGUACCUGCACAGUGACUGAAGGCAAGCAUGCCAAACUCAGCUGCUUUGUGACGGGUCACCCUAAGCCCCACAUUAUCUGGAGGAAGGAUGGAACAAACAUCAGCGAGGGCCGCAGGCAUGUCAUUUAUGAGGAUCAAGCUGAGAACUUCAUCCUCAAGAUCCUCUACUGCAAGCAGACUGAUAAUGGUCUCUACACCUGCAAUGCAACCAAUAUGGCUGGGCAGACCUACAGUGCUGUGUUGGUGACAGUCAAAGAGCCUAAGGUGCCAUUUAGAAGGAAGCUGCAGGAUGUGGAGGUACAAGAAAAAUCGUCAGCCACACUGCUGUGUGAGGUGCCUGUUAGUUAUACCCAGGCCAACUGGUUCAUGGAGGAAACACGACUGGCACAAAGUAAUAAAUAUUAUAUGGAGGAGGAAGGCACCUUGCGUCGUCUCACCAUUCACAAUGUCACCACCAACGACGAUGGAGUCUAUAUCUGCGAGAUGAAAGAGGGCAGUCGCACUGUGGCUGAGCUCACAGUCCUGGGCAACAUCACUAAGAAGCUUCCUCGGAGGACAGUAGUCCCUGUCAGUGACACUGUCAUCUUCUGCGUGGAGCUGGAGCACCCCUUUUCAGAUGCCUACUGGACCCGCAAUGGCGAGAGGCUGAAAGAAGAUUCCCGUAUUUCCAUUGCCUGCGUGCUCAGACAGUACACCCUGACAAUUAGAAAUUGCCAGGCAGAUGACUCAGGAGAAGUGGCCUUUGUGGCUGGAGACUGCAAGACUUCCACUCGAUUCUCUGUCACUGCUGCAAGGAAGCACCCUCCAGAUCCCCCAGUCGAUGCUGUGGUGCACAACAAGACUGACUCAUCCAUCACCAUUCAGUGGUCUCCUCCUGACAGUGACCGCCCCGUGCCCAUCAAAGGCUACGUUGUGGAGAGGAGGAAGAUAGGCACUCAGACAUGGCAGAGGUGCAAUGCUGGAGAAUCUCUGGUUUCAACAGAGAUCACCAUCUGCAACUUCUCAGAAGAAGCCACCUAUCAGUUCCGUAUCUCUGCUAUGAAUGACUUUGGCCAGAGUCCCUACCUGGAGGUGCCUGGAACCUUCUACCUCGAACCCAGUGCUGAAAUCAGGAAAGGCCUGAUGAACAGCACUGCAUUCUCUGGUGAAGAGUUUUCUAUCUCCGUGGACCUGUCUUCUGUUUGCUCCGGGUUCUGGUCUCUAAAUGGGCGCCUCCUGCGAAGUGGAGCCGACUACCUCAUCACUAGGUCCAAGACCACACACACUCUGCUCAUCCGUGUCGUGACCGUGGAAAUGAACGGAACUGAGGUCAAGUUUGUGGGUGGAGGCUCGCAAAGCAGUUGCAUCCUAUCUGUAAAGGCUCCUCCUGUCAGGUUCACCAACAAGUCAGAUCUCAUGGAGGUGGUGGUCUGUAGUGCCCAAGCCACUGCUCAGCUGACUGCUGAGGUGUCGGAUUACGAUGCAGAGGUGGUUUGGAUGAGGAAUGGGCGGGAGUUGAAAAUGGGAAAGAAGUAUGAAUAUAUGAUCAUCGACCGCAAGAGGAUCCUUAUGGUGCACAAUGUUACAGAGGAAGAUGUGGGCAUCUAUGAGUGUGUUUUGAAUGAUGACAGAAUGUCCAUGCAACUUUCUCUUAAAGAUGAACCUGCCAAGUUUCUGAACAAAGCCAGAGGCACCAUGGGAAUGUCAUCAUCCCUUAAGGGAGAUCUUGAGCUGAGCUGUGAGGUGUCUCCUGCCAGUGCGGCUGUCGUUUGGAGAAAAGAUCAAGCAGAGAUCACUGAGGACCAAAGAACUACCUUCAUCUCUAAAGGGACUCAAAGGAAACUCGUCAUUAAGAAUGCAAAGAAAAGUGACGAAGGACAUUACUCCUGUGAGACGGCAGCAGACAAAGUCACAUUCCAGGUCAAGAUAAAAGAAACUCAAACUGUAGCUGUCUUCUCCAACAAGGAGUCAGUCCAGAAGGAGGUUAAAGCUACUCACUCUCAGAAAGCCACUCUUAGUUGCAAUGUUUCAGAUAGCAAGACAGAGGUGAAAUGGUAUAAAGACGGCAAGUUGCUGAUUUCCAGUAGGAUGAUUUACUCAGAAGUAAAAGACAGUACUCGUCAGCUGGUAUUUGAAAAAGUGGAGAAAAACGAUGCUGGAGAGUAUACAUGCGAAGCCGGAGGGGAAAAGCUGGUCUUUAAGAUAUCUGUGUCAGAGGCCCAGUCAGCCUUCUUCAACAAGGAGUCAGUCCAGAAGGAGGUGAAAGUUACUCUCUCCCAGAAAGCUACUCUGAGCUGUGACGUUUCUGAUUCCAAGACAGAGGUGAAAUGGUACAAGGAUGGCAAGCUGCUGACGUCCAGCAAGACAAUCCACACAGAGUCAAAGGGUAAAAGUCGCCAGCUGGUGAUUGACAGUGUGGAGAAGAAGGAUGCUGGAGAGUACAUGUGCGAGGUUGGGACUGAGAAGUUGGCUUUUAAAAUACAUGUGGAAGGUAUUUCUACAGAAGUCCAGGCUAAAACUACUUUCGUCAACAAAGAGUCUAUCCAGAGGGAAGUGAAAACUACUCUCUCCCAGAAAACCACUUUGAGCUGUGAGGUCGUUGAUAACAAGACGGAGGUAAAAUGGUACAAGGACGGCAAACUUCUGAGUCCCAGCAGAGCAGUUCACAUGGAAUCAAAGGGAAAGAUCCGUCAACUGGUGAUAGACAGCGUAGACAAGAAAGAUGCAGGAGAAUACUUCUGUGAAGUCGGAACUGAAAAACUGACAUUUAAAGUACAGGUGACAGAAGCCCCAGCUGGCUUCUCCAACAAAGAGUCAGUCCAGAAGGAGGUGAAAGCCACUUUCUCCCAGAAAGCCACUCUAAGCUGCGAGGUUUCUGAUUCUAAGGCAGAGGUGAAAUGGUACAAGGACGGCAAGCUGCUGACUUCCAGCAAAGCAGUCCACAUGGAGUCAAAGGGCAAGAGUCGUGAGCUGGUGAUAGAAAAAAUGGAUAAAAAAGAUGCUGGACAAUACACCUGUGAGGCUGGAACAGAAAAGCUGGUAUUUAAGCUGCAGAUGACAGAUGCAGCUGUCAAGUUCCAGAAAAAUCUUGUCAAGGACACAUGUAUUGUUCAAACAAGUGAAAAAGUUGUGUUGACCACCGAGCUGACUGCAGAGAGUGGUAGUGUGAAGUGGUUUAGGGAUGGUGUGGAGCUCAAAGAGAGCAGCAAGUAUGAAAUGAAAAAAGAUGGCCUUUCUCGUACCCUGAUAGUAAAAUCCUCCGAAUCAAAAGACAGUGGAACAUACUCCUGUCAAACUGCUGAUGACAAACUGGAGUUCAAAGUUCAAGUUAAAGAUUCAGCUUUGAAGUUUGUUGUCCCUCUGAAACCUGCUACAGUGGAGUUGGGAGGUACCCUUAGCCUCACAUGUGAACUAAAUCAAGCCUCAGGGGAUGUUGUCUGGCAGCGUGACGGUCGUGAGAUUAAACCUGGAGGCAGGCACUGUGUGAGGACAGAUGGUGCUAAGCGGGUUCUAACCGUGACUGGCAUUACUAAAGAAGAUGAAGGAGAAUACAGCUGUGAAUGCAGAAAUGACAAGACCUCUACUAAAGUCUCCUCAAAAGCACCCAGACUGGUGAGGCUGACCACCAAACUGAACAAUGUAGCUGCAAUGGAGGGAAAAGAUGCUAUUUUCAAGUGUGCUGUCAACCCAGCGGACGCCUGCGUUAAAUGGUUCCACAACAGUAUACCCGUCACAGCUGGGCCCAAGUAUAAGACUGAGCAUGGUGGCGGCAGUCACUCACUCACCAUCACCUCUGUCAACCAAAAAGAUGCUGGAGAGAUAAGUGUCGACGCAGAAGGCAAAAGCUGCAAAGCUACCCUACAAGUGCAGCAUGAACCUGUGACAUUUAAGAAGAAGUUAGAAAACGUGACAGCGGAGGAGCAGAGUGAAGUUAAACUGGAGGUGGAGCUCAGCAAGCCAUCAGAUGAAGUCAGGUGGAUGAAGAACAGUGUUGUGCUGCAGCCUGCAGGAAACAUGGAGAUUCGAGUCAAUGGUGCAAAGCAGGCUCUGGUCUUCAAGAGUGUGACUAAUGCUGACCGGGGCAUCUACUCUUGUGAAACUCUGGAUGACAAAACCCAGGCCAAGCUAAAUGUGGAGAUGAAGAAGAUCCAGGUAAUAAAGGGUCUAAAAGAAACCAAGGCACAUGAGACAGAGACAGUAACUCUUGAGGUAGAACUCAGCCAGGCUGACGUUGAAGGCUCCUGGACCAGAGAUGGGGCCAAGUUAAAGUCAGGAGCAAACUGUCGUAUCACAGCUCUUGGAAAGAAGCAUGCCUUAACGUUGUCCAGUCUCAAGAGAGAGGAUGCAGGAACUAUUGCCUUCCAAGCAGAGGGUGUACAUACUUCUGCAAAACUGAUUGUGACAGAACCUCCUGCUAUGAUCUCCAAGCCCAUGUUGGAUAUCAGUGUUCCAGAGAAGGAGAAGGUUACAUUUGAAUGUGAAGUGUCCAGAACAAAUGCAGACGUUAAAUGGUUCAAGAAUGAUGUGGAACUGAAACCAGGAAAGAACUUUGGCAUCCAUUCCUUGGGCCGAAAGCGCUCUUUGGUCAUCAACAAAUGCACCCCUGAAGAUGCAGGCUCUUACAUCUGUCGCACUGCUGAUGAUAACACCGCCGCCAAGCUCACCGUUAAUGCCAGAGAAAUUAAGAUUGUUAAGAAGCUGGAGGAUGUGGAAGUGAUGGAGAAGGAGAGCGCCGCAUUCGUCUGUGAAAUCUCACAUGAUGAAGUGGACUGCCAGUGGUACAAAGGAGGUAGCAAACUGAAAGUCGGUGACAACAUCAAGAUGAGACAAGAGGGCAGAACCUAUGUACUACUAUUUAGGUCUGUCACAAUGGAAGAUAUGGGUGAGAUUAAAUUCACAGCUGACAAGGGCUCUUCAACUGCAAAACUUAAAGUGAAAGAGCUGCCUGUCAAGUUUGUGAAGAAACUCAGGGAAAAGAUAGCGAUGUAUAAGCAUCGUUGUCAUCUCGAAUGCCAAGUGUCACGUGCAAGUGCAAAGGUGAAGUGGUACAAGAACAAGAUGGAGAUCAAACACGGCAAGAAGUACGAGAUCAAGAGUGAAGAUGUGUACAGAAAACUCACCAUCAAUGAUGUGGACGAAGGGGACGAAGACACCUACACCUGUGAUGCCACUGAUGACAAGACAUCCUGUAAAGUACUUGUGGAAGAGCAGUCCAUCAGCAUUGUGCGGGAUCUUAGUUCAGUAGAAGUGACAGAACCAUUUGCAGCUGUUUUUGAGGUUGAAAUCAGUAUGGAACUGGUGAAACCUCCUAUAUGGACUCUGAAUGGAGUUGCUGUGCAAGAGAGUGCUGAUGUUGAAAUGGAGAAAGAGGGCACUAUGCACCGUCUCACUUUCAAAAAGACCAAAGCAUCGAUGACAGGACCUGUGCAGUUUACAGCUGGGAAGAGCAAAUCUUUAGCCCAACUCACAGUCAAAGAGCGUCCACUUGAGAUUGCAGAGCCCAUUAAAGACGUGAAGGGGAAGGAGAAAAGCUCAGCUAUACUCACCUGUAAAUUCUCUGCCCCGCCCAAAGAGGUUAAAUGGUUCAAAGGUCAAGUUCCUCUGGCAGCAUCAGACAAGUAUAACAUUAAGCAAGACGCUGCAAGGGCUCAACUUACCAUUCAAAGGUUGGCUGAGGAAGACGGUGGAGAGUACCGGUGUCAGUCUGGACCUGCUGAGACCAAAGGGAAACUUUCUGUUGAAGUGCGUGAAAUUAAGAUCACCAAACACUUGGCUGACACAGAGGUUGACGAAGACAGCGAUGCAGUGUUCACAUGUGAGAUUAACUACGCAGAUGAAGAGGUACAGUGGCUUCUGAAUGACAAGGUGCUCUUCACUAACGAAGUCAACACCAUCACUCAUGACGGAAAAGUUCACAAGCUCUCACUGAAGAACUUGGCACCUCAGGAUGGGGGCACUAUCACCUUUAAAGUUCGCAAGGUGAAAGAGUCUGUGACACUUAAGGUUAAAGAGAAGCGUGCUGUGUUCCUCAAGUCUCUAGAUGAUGUCAUUGGAGAGGAAAAAGGCAUGAUAACUCUCGCGUGUGAGGCGUCCAAGCCCAGAGUUUCUCCCAUGUGGAAAAAAGAAGGAAAAGUCUUGAAGGCUGGAUCAAAGUACGAGCUCCUUCACACUGGCAAGUCUUUGGGACUGAUCAUCAAGGACGUCACCAAAGAAGAUGCUGGAGAGUAUAGUUGUGAUCUUGGAACCGAGGUUUCUAAAGCAAAGGUCACUGUGAGAGAGAUUGGCAUUGGAAUUACAAAAUUCCUGAAGUCAGCUGAGGUGAAUGAGGGAGAGACAUGCAGCUUUGAGUGCAUCUUAUCUCGUGAGAGCACAGAUGAGUGUUCCUGGACUCUUAAUGGCCACACUAUCACAAACGGAGGUCGCUUCAAAGUCACCAGUAAAGGACGCAAAUACAUGUUGAACAUUAAUGAUGUGACACCUGCCGAUGCUGGAGAGGUAGUCUUCAAAAUUAAAGACCUCAGCUCCAAAACAACAUUAACAGUGGAAGGUAAAGCUCUAUCUGUAUCUAAAGGACUACAGAAUGUUAGUGUUGUUCAAGGGGAAGAUGCUGUAUUUACCUGUGAGGUAACACAGGUUAGUUCCACUGUAAAAUGGGCCAAGGAAUGCAAAGCCAUCAGAAAGAGCCAGAAGUAUGACAUCACCCAAGAGGAGAAGGUCAUGAAGCUGACCAUUCAUAAUGUCUCUGCUCAAGACUCUGGAGAGUACAGUUGUGAAGUUGUUGGAGGUGCAACUACGAAAGCCAAGUUGGAAAUCAAGGAGCCAAUCCAUAAAUUCACUAAAGUGCUAAAGGACAGCCAAGCUGAGGAGAAGAGCUGUGUGACGCUGCAGUGUGAGACUGCACAGAGCCCAUCCACCGUGGUCUGGCUUAAAGGUCAUUCAGAGCUCAAGGCUGGAGGGCGAUACGAGAUGUCUCAAAAGGAGGGGGUCUUAACUCUCACCAUCAAACACCUGGAGGAGACAGACACUGAUAUCUACACUUGUGACGUCAGCACUGCCAAGAGCAUGGCAAAGGUGACAGUCAAUGCCCUGCCUGCCAGUUUUAAAGAGAAGCUCAAGAACCAGGAGAAAAAAGAAGGGGAGACUGUAACACUUUGCUGCAAGUUAUCGAAACCUGUUGACAGCGUUCAGUGGAAGAAAGGCUCAGAAGUUCUCAAAGCUGGAGCGAAGUAUGAGAUGAAGCUGGAGGAGACUUCUUGUGAGCUGCAGAUUAAGAACCUGGAGGUUGAAGACAGUGGAGAGUAUUCUUGCAUGUGCGUGGACCAGAAGACAUUUGCAACUGUGAAAGUCAAUGCAUUGCCGCCGACCUUCAAACAGAAGCUGGAGAGCCAGGAGGCUGAGGAGGGAGCAAGUGUUACUCUAUGCUGUGAGAUCUCUAAACCUGGAGUCCCUGUUGAGUGGAAGAAGGGAACACAAGUCCUGAAGUCUGGAGAAAAGUACCAGAUGAAGCAGAAGGCCUCUGUGAAUGAACUCCUGAUCAACAAAGUGGUGCCUGAAGACAGUGGAGACUACAGCUGUGUGUGUGGAGACCAGAAGACCACAGCCAGCCUCAAUAUUAAGGCCCAACCAGUGACCUUCAAACAGAAGCUGAAGAGCCAGGAGGCUGAGGAGGGAACCAGUGUUACUCUAUGCUGUGAGAUCUCUAAACUUGGAGUCCCUGUUGAGUGGAAGAAAGGAACACAAGUCCUGAAGUCUGGAGAAAAGUACCAGAUGAAGCAGAAGGCCUCUGUGAAUGAACUCCUGAUCAAUAAAGUGGUGCCAGAAGACAGUGGAGACUACAGCUGUGUGUGUGGAGACCAGAAGACCACAGCCAGCCUCAAUAUUAAGGCCCAACCAGUGACCUUCAAACAGAAGCUGAAGAGCCAGGAGGCUGAGGAGGGAGCAAGUGUUACUCUAUGCUGUGAGAUCUCUAAACCUGGCGUCCCUGUUGAGUGGAAGAAGGGAACACAAGUCCUGAAGUCUGGAGAAAAGUACCAGAUGAAGCAGAAGGCCUCUGUGAAUGAACUCCUGAUCAAUAAAGUGUUGCCAGAAGACAGUGGAGACUACAGUUGUGUGUGUGGAGACCAGAAGACCACAGCCAGCCUCAAUAUUAAGGCCCAACCAGUGACCUUCAAACAGAAGCUGAAGAGCCAGGAGGCUGAGGAGGGAGCAAGUGUUACUCUAUGCUGUGAGAUCUCUAAACCUGGCGUCCCUGUUGAGUGGAAGAAGGGAACACAAGUCCUGAAGUCUGGAGAAAAGUACCAGAUGAACCAGAAGGCCUCUGUGAACGAACUCCUGAUCAACAAAGUGGUGCCAGAAGACAGUGGAGACUACAGCUGUGUGUGUGGAGACCAGAAGACCACAGCCAGCCUCAAUAUUAAGGCCCAACCAGUGACCUUCAAAGAGACGCUGAAAAGCCAGGAGGCUGAGGAGGGAGCAAGUGUUACUCUGCAAUGUGAGAUCUCUAAACCUGGAGUCCCUGUUGAGUGGAAGAAAGGAACACAAGUCCUGAAGUCUGGAGAAAAGUACCAGAUGAAGCAGAAGGCCUCUGUGAAUGAACUCCUGAUCAACAAAGUGUUGCCAGAAGACAGUGGAGACUACAGCUGUGUGUGUGGAGACCAGAAGACCACAGCCAGCCUCAAUAUUAAGGCCCAACCAGUGACCUUCAAACAGAAGCUGGAGAGCCAGGAGGCUGAGGAGGGAGCAAGUGUUACUCUAUGCUGUGAGAUCUCUAAACCUGGAGUCCCUGUUGAGUGGAAGAAGGGAACACAAGUCCUGAAGUCUGGAGAAAAGUACCAGAUGAAGCAGAAGGCCUCUGUGAAUGAACUCCUCAUCAACAAAGUGGUGCCAGAAGACAGUGGAGACUACAGCUGUGUGUGUGGAGACCAGAAGACCACAGCCAGCCUCAAUAUUAAGGCCCAACCAGUGACCUUCAAGCAGAAGCUGGAGAGCCAGGAGGCUGAGGAGGGAACCAGUGUUACUCUACGCUGUGAGAUCUCUAAACCUGGAGUCCCUGUUGAGUGGAAGAAGGGAACACAAGUCCUGAAGUCUGGAGAAAAGUACCAGAUGAAGCAGAAGGCCUCUGUGAAUGAACUCCUGAUCAACAAAGUGGUGCCAGAAGACAGUGGAGACUACAGCUGUGUGUGUGGAGACCAGAAGACCACAGCCAGCCUCAAUAUUAAGGCCCAACCAGUGACCUUCAAACAGAAGCUGGAGAGCCAGGAGGCUGAGGAGGGAGCAAGUGUUACUCUAUGCUGUGAGAUCUCUAAACCUGGAGUCCCUGUUGAGUGGAAGAAGGGAACACAAGUCCUGAAGUCUGGAGAAAAGUACCAGAUGAAGCAGAAGGCCUCUGUGAAUGAACUCCUCAUCAACAAAGUGGUGCCAGAAGACAGUGGAGACUACAGCUGUGUGUGUGGAGACCAGAAGACCACAGCCAGCCUCAAUAUUAAGGCUGUGAAGCUGUCAGCUCCUCCUUCAGCUACUAAAUUGGAAUCUAAGAAGCAGCAGACCAGAGAAACAAUGGAAGCCAAGAUCCCUGAAGCUCUGUCCAUAGCUGCUAAAGACAAGCACAAGAGGCAAGAGAUAUAUGAGACAGUAGAAGCUGUGACACUGCCAACUACUGGACAGACUCCUAAACAGCAGCUCCUCAAACAGGAGACUGAGAGAGAUUCAAGAGAGCUCAAAGUGGGAGGUGAAGCUCUGACACUGCCAGCUGCUGGACAGACUCCUAAACAGCAGCUCCACAAACAGGAGAUUGAGAAAGAUUCAAGAGAGCUCAAAGUGGGAGGUGAAGCUGUGACACUGCCAACUACUGGACAGAUGACUAAACAGCAGCUCCUUAAACAGGAGAUUAAGAGAGAUUCACAAGAGCUCAAAGUGGGAGGGGAAGUUGGAACGACUGCUGCUGGAAUAGCUGCAAAACAAGAUACGCAGAGGCAGGGGACCAAAGAGCCAAGAGAAGCAGUGAGGCUGCCAGAUGCUCCAGCAGCUGUGACAUUACACUCUAAGGAUACCAAGAAAGUGUUGGAAGUUACAGCAGAGAAGUCGACAUCUGCAUCAGUGACCUCAAGGGUUGAACCUGAGAAGCAGGAAUUCAAAAAAAGGGUUGAAGAGAUUGAAAAGCCUGCUGUGUCUGAGGUCGUCCCAAAGCCAGAGCCUAGAGAGCUGGAUACCAAAGUAAAAGGACAAGUUCUUCCAGUCAAAGUCAUUCACGCCUUGGAGAGCCAGGAGGCAGAGGAGGGACAUAGUGUCAUUCUUCACUGUGAGCUUUCUAAACCUGGACUUCGUGUUGAGUGGAAGAAGGAUACUCAAGUACUGAGUUGUGGAGAAAAGUACCAAAUGACACAAACAGGAUUCAGUUAUGAACUACAGAUCUUGGAUUUGACACCUGGAGACACAGGGAGCUAUUCAUGCUGUUCAGAGGCCACAAUAAGCUCAGCCUCUCUUGUAGUGAAUGCUGCACCAGUUAUUUUCACAAAAGAGCUUGAAAGCCAGAUGGCUGAUGAAGGAGGCAGUGUGACCCUGCACUGUGAGCUUUCUAAACCUGGUGUUCCUUUGGAGUGGAAGAAAGGAGAACUUGGUCUUUGUCCUUGUGCCAAGUAUGAAAUUAUACACGCAGGACAAGUGGCUUCAUUAGUAGUCCAUGAUGUAGACCCAGAGGAUGCUGGGAGUUACACAUGCGAUGCUGGUGCCCUCCAAAGCACUGCACAACUUGCUGUGAAGGCCCAGCCUGUCCUUUUCAAAACCCAGCUGCAGAACCUUGAAAGACAGGCAGGGGAGAGCGCUAGUCUUCGUUGUGAGAUCACAAAGCCAGGUGCCAGUGUUGUCUGGAGGUGUGGUGACAGGGUGCUGGCAUCCAGCAGCAAGUAUCACCUGAAACAGGAAGGAACCAUAGUCGAGCUUGUCAUCUAUAAAUUGCAGGGAGCUGACUCAGGAGAAUACUCUUGUGAUACAGGCAACCAGAGGACAUCAGCUGUCCUCACUGUGCAGGAGGUCGAGGUUAACAUACUGAAAUUCUUGGAGAGCUGUGUUGUGUACGAGGGUGAAGAUGUCCGCUUUGAAUGUCGGGUUUCUCAUGAGGAGGCGCCUCUGGCCCAGUGGAAACUCCAGGAUGUCCCACUACAGAAUAAUGAAAUGAACCUGAUCAAGUCAGAGGGCCAGGUGCACAGCCUCACACUCAGAGGCGUCACCACAGCUGACUCAGGAACAGUCACUUUCACAGUGGGCAACCACACUUCCACUGCUUCUCUGACAGUCAGAGCCGCACCUGUACUAUUCAAGAAGGAGCUGGAAAGUCAAGACGCCACUGAAGGAGACAAGGCCACCCUGUCCUGCGAGACGUCCAGCCCCGACUGCAAGGUGACAUGGCUGAAGGGCUCAACUGUGCUCACCAAUGGGGAGAAGUACAGUAUGGAGCAGAGAGCCACCAAUCACAGCCUGGUCAUUCACAAGCUGAAUGUGAAGGAUAGUGGAGAAUAUAUCUGUGAUACAGGGGACAAGAAAAGUACAGCCACCCUGACAGUGAAAGAGCAUGUGCGCAUCAUCCGAGAACUCUGCGAUAUCACUGUGAUCACUGGGCAGGAUGCCGUCUUUGAGGUUGAGUUGUCACACUCGGGCGUGACAAACGAAGAAUGGUGGCUUGGAGACAACCUCCUCCAAAAUAAUGAUCUGAAUCAAAUGAGCAGCCAGGGCAAAGUGCACCGUUUGGUCCUGAAGAUGGUGACCACAGAUGAAUCAGGGGAUGUUGCUUUCGUGUUGGGAGAAGAGAAGAGUGUGGCCUGUCUUCUGGUGGAGGAUAAACCCAAAGUGCUAAUUCUAGAGAAGCCACACAACACUGUGGCAGUAGAGGGCGAAACUGUCACUCUGGCCUGCACCAUCUCUGACACCAAGGGCACUGUCACCUGGAGCAGAAACAACGUGGCCAUCCGAGCAGGUCUCAAGUAUGACCUGAGGAACAACGGAGCAUUCCACCAGCUUCGUAUUCACAACCUGGUGCCUGAGGACUCAGGAAUGUACACUUGUGACACUGGGGAUGCAAACUGUGAUGUCACCUUGACUGUGGAAGGUGCACCAGUGUCCUUCCAUAAAGAGCUCAAGAACCAGGACGGCAUAGAGGGUGAUGAUGUCACCCUGCGCUGCGAGCUAUCUAAGCCAGGUGUCCGUGUUGAGUGGAGGAAAGGAGGCAUGGUCCUCCAGUCCAAUAAGAAGUUUGAGAUGAGGCAGGAAGGGUGCGUUCGAGAACUCUGUGUGCGGAACCUGGAGCCUGAAGACAGUGGCUACUACACCUGUGAUGCAGGAGACCAGCUCACCACAGCUUCUUUGGCAGUGCAAGUGAAAGAAGUCCUCAUUGUAUGUGGUCUUAAGACCACCGACGUCUUUGUUGGGGAAUGGGCAACAUUCUCCUGCCAGCUGUCUGGUAGGGCACCUGGCACGGUGCAGUGGUGGCUGGAUGGCACCUUGCUGGAGAACAGCUCUUUCAGUGAGAUAGGGCUGAUCCAGGGCCACAUCCACACACUCACCUUAAAGAACCUGGCCACAGAUGACUCCGGCACUGUCACGUUCAAAGCUGGCAGUUUAACAUCAACAGCCAAGCUCUUAGUCAAAGAUCCCACAGUUGAAGUGGUGAGCGAAAUGGAGGACCUUCGGGUGCUUGAAAACCAACCGGCUGAGUUCAUCUGCCAGUUCUCAAGGCCAGUCAAGGCUCAGUGGAAGAAAGACGGGCAGCCAUUGCAGCCUGAUGGCCGAAGGGUGGUAGUGGAGCAGGACUGGAAUGUGGCUCGCUUGUACAUUAGCCGUGUGUCUGCUGAGGACAGGGGCACAUACUCCUGUGAGGCACAGGGGACCUGCGCGGUCGCUUCACUUUAUGUGGAAGGCAAACCCAUUGACAUUGUCCAGGGCUUAGAGGAUUUAGAAACCUUUGAUGGAGGUGAAGCGCUCUUUGAGUGCGCCAUCUCUCGUCCUGAGAGCAAAGAUUUCCUCUGGCUCCUUGAUGGGAAACCAGUGAAGGAGUCCCCUAAUGCUGAGAUUGUGACAUUUGAGAGUGGUCGUCGUCAUCUUCUCCUGCUCAAAGAGUUGCGAGUGACAGACAGUUGCACAGUGACCUUCAAAGCAGGCACGGCAUCCACAUCUGCCAAACUCUCUGUCAAAGGCUGGCAGCUGGACGUUGUAAAGGGUCUGGAGGACAAGGUGGCUGCAGUAGGAGAGAAGGUUGAGUUUACUGUUGAGCUCACUGAGCCGGUCCCUGCUGCAGAAGUAGCCUGGUAUGCUAAUGGAGUUGAACUCAAGUCCAGUGACCUUUGGUCUACCAGGGUUGAUGGCUGUUCUUAUCGCCUCGUCCUGAGGCAGGCACCUCUGUUGCCACAACAGGAAAUUACAUUUGCUGCUCGAGAUGCUCUCUCUUUGGCCAAGCUCACCAUCAUCACUGUACCUGAUCCUCCAGAGGACCCAGAGGUCCUCAGUAAGACUGAAAAGUCUGUCAGCCUGUCAUGGUUCACUCCUCUACAUGAUGGAGGGAGUCCCAUUUUGGGCUACAGGGUGGAGAUGCGGCUGGUAGACAGUGCCCUCUGGCUUCCAAGUCAUUCAGAACCUGUGUGUAACACAGAGUUUGUGGUUGAAAAUCUCACCGCUGGUAGUGGCUACAGGUUUAGAGUGGCAGCCCUCAACAAAGCUGGGAUUGGAGAGCCUGUGGAGUUGCCUCAGACUGUGCAACUUGAGGCACCCAAGCAGCCACUUAUCUGCCCAGGUGAAGUGAUGGGACAACCCAGUUUGCCUCCAGAAGCUGCUGAAGAAGGGGAUCUCCAUGAGCUAUGGGAGGAAUCAGCCAAGAAACGGCGCAUGAGCCGAGAACCAACUUUGGACUCCAUCACUGAACAACCUGAGGACGAUAGUAAAAGAAAGGCCUCAGAGAAAGUGGAAGUAAAAUCAGGAGAGAAGGAGCAGGUCAUUGUGUCUAAGACACAGACAGAGUCCAAAUUGUACUCCAGCUCUGGGGAGGAGUCUGUUCCUGGGGGUCCAUCGCUUGUCUCCUUCCUCAAGGAGAGCAGCACAUCUGCUGUCACAGCGACCAAACAGUCAGAGCCUAUGACCACUGAGAGGUUCUUUCAACAUUUCCAGAUGGCAGAGGAGAGAACAGUGCAGCACAUUAAAGUGGAAACAACCAUAAUUCAGCAGACAAGUGAAAAACAUGUGUCCACAGAAGAGACUAGCAUCAUGGAGAUCAGUAAAGAGGAUGAGCCUGAGCUCAGAGACGCUGCUGUUAAGAUUCAAGCUGCCUUCAAGGGCUACAAAGCCCGCAAGGACAUGCGCCCUGUCUUUAAAGAGGCCUUCAAAGACCAGACCAAAGAACCUAAUGGCACCAUACAUCUGGAAUGUGUGGCAGAAGGCAAACCUGAUAAGGUGCGAUGGCUGAAGGAUGGAGAAGCACUGACAGAUGGUAAGCACCACCAUAUUGAUAUCUACAAUGAUGGAACUUGCUCCCUGGUCAUCACUGCUAUCACAACAAAGGAUACUGGGGUUUACACCUGUGAGGUCACCAACAAGUUUGGAGUCACUUCUCACAGCGGUAAGGUCACAGUAGGAACAGCGAGAGAAUCAUCUGGGCGACGACCACUGACAGUGGGCUACAGUGCUGACAGCGAGCCUGACAGCUCCUCAGGAAGUGAGAUGGAUGAGUCGCUGAGGCAGGCAAGCAGACGUCUUCGGCGCCUGUUGCGCACCCGUCUCCCACCAGAUGUUGAGGAAGAACCAUUUCUCAGCGCAGAUGAAGGAGACCUGUGCCCUGAUCCCCACUCCUACCGUGAGGACGACACUUACAUCUACAUUCGCUUUGACACACGGACAGACGCUGAGGUUGCCUCAAAGAGGUUCCAGGAGAUGUUCACAGUCCAUGGGGUUCCUGUGGAGACCACCAUCCUGGAGGCCGGAGCUCUCAAAGUGGAGCUGCGAAUUAGAAAGAUGGGCUACACGCAAGAUGGCACACAGACCCCCACGCAAGAUAGACCGCCUCCUGCAUUUAUGACUGGAGCCCCAGCUGCCCCGGUCUUUUUGACACAGCUACAAAGUCAGGAUGUUCCAGAUGGUUAUCCAGUCAGCUUUGACUGCGUUGUGAUCGGUAAGCCCCCUCCCACUGUUCGCUGGUAUAAGGACGGCAAAUUGCUGGAGGAGAAUGAUCAUUACAUGAUCAAUGAAGACCAGGAGGGCUGCCACCAGCUCAUCAUUACAACCGUGCUGCCCACUGACAUGGGAGUCUACCGCUGCACAGCUGAAAACAACAGCGGCCUCGCAGCAACCAAGGCUGAACUCAGGGUUGACGUGUCUUGCAGCUCAGACUAUGACACUGCUGCUGAUGCCACUGAAACAUCUUCCUAUAUCAGUGCUAAGGGCUACAUGUCCAGGGAAACUGAGACAUUUGAGUCUGUGGCUGAAGAUGAUCAGCUACCACAACUUGUGGAUGAGCUUCAUGAUGUUCAUGUCAGUCCAGGUUCACCUAUUGCUAAAAUGCAGCUUAAAGUAAAGGGCUUCCCCAAACCCAGAGUAUACUGGUUCAAAGAUGGCCACCCUCUGCGACCCUCAGAAAGGAUUCUGUUGCAAGCAGAGAGAGAUAUUCAUGGUGUCGAGAUCUUGAAGGUUAAGAAAUCGGAUAUGGGAGAGUACUCUGCUUACAUCACCAAUGCAGCUGGUUCUGCUUACUCCUCGGCUCGCCUGAUAGUUCUGAAUCCAGGGGAGGUCAUGCCACAAGAUAAAAGAGACCCCAAGGAGCCCCUGGUGCCACCCCGUUUCAUCGAAAGGUUCAGCAACAGGAAGGUGAAACAAGGAGCCAGCAUCACUCUGUCUGUCAAAGUAGAAGGCUCUCCCACUCCAAUGGUCUCCUGGCUGAAGGAGGAAUCAAUAGAAGAUGUCCUGUGGAUCAAGCCUGAUACCAAAGGAUACAAAAUAGCAAGCUCGGGGCGGCAGCACAGCCUCAUCUUGAUGGACGUGGGCACAGAAUACACUGGCGCCUACACCUGUAUUGCUACAAAUAGAGCAGGACAGUCCAUAUGCACUGCCCACCUCGAGGUUGAUGAGACACCACAACCAAAGAAAGAAACCAAACCCUCAGAGGUUCUUGGAAUUACAGUUAGUCCUCCAGAAGAUGAGGCUGGCAGAGGAAAAGAGGGUAAAAUACCUUACCUCGGUGAAGUAGGUACAGAGGAAUUCCUCAUGAAACUCACCUCCCAGAUCACUGAAAUGGUAUCAGCAAAGAUUACCCAAGCUUCAUUACGUGUACCAGGUGCUGACAGUGAUGAUGAGACCAAGACCCCUUCUGCAUCACCGCAUCACGGUCGCUCUCGUCCUCCCUCCCUCAUUGCUGACUCCUCCUCUGAGUCUGAUGAGGGGGAUGCAAGGGGAGAGAUGUUUGACAUCUAUGUGGCAACGGCUGACUACAACCCAACCAUAGCGAGCAAGGAAUCCAUUUCUCUAAAGGAGGGACAGUAUGUUGAGGUUCUGGACUCAGCUCAUCCACUCAAAUGGUUAGUCCGGACCAAACCCACCAAAAUGACACCAUCCCGCCAAGGCUGGGUCUCACCUGCGUACCUGGACAAGAAACUCAAGCUCUCUGCUGAUACGGGUGACCUUCCAGAGACAAGUGUUGAGGAGGUGUCUGAGGGUGAAUACAAGAGGAAAUUAUUCCAACUGAUACAAGACCUGAUAAACGGUGAAUCAGAGUUUGUGAAGGAGGUGGAGUUCUUUGCCUCACAUCAUGUGAAGCAUGCAGACAGCCCUGAUGCUCCGGCAGAUGUCAGCAGCCAGAAGGAAGUCAUAUUCAGGAACAUUGAUGAUAUCAAGUCCUUCCAUAGCAAGGCAUUCCUGCCAAAGUUGAACGAGUGUGACACAGAUGAUGAUGUAGCCAUGUGCUUCCUGAAGAACAAGGAGGGCUUUGAGAAGUACCUUCAGUAUCUUGUUGGUCAGGGUCAAGCUGAAUCUGCUGUCAGUGACAAGGCUGUUCACCGAUUCUUCAAGGAGUACACUGAGAAGGUGCAAGCCAGUGCAGAUCCUGCAGAUCCACCGGUACGCAGCAUAAACGCUAGCCUCCAACUGCCACAGGACAGGGUUCAGAAGUACAAGGCCAUCCUCAAGGAGCUCAUCAGAAACAAGGCAAGAAAUGGCCAAAACUGCUGCUUACUGGAAGAGGCUUAUGCCAUGGUGUCUGCGCUCCCUCAGCGCUCAGAGAAUACCCACCAUGUCUCCAUGAUCGAGAACUAUCCUGCCACACUGGAAGCGUUAGGAGAGCCAAUGAGACAGGGACCGUUCCAAGUGUGGGAAGGGGCUCCAGGAAUUAGGUCGUCCUCUAGAGGACACCACCGCCACUGCUUCCUGUUUAAGAACUACUGUAUAAUCUGCAAACCCAAGAGAGACAGCAACACUGAUACACAAGCAUAUGUCUUUAAGAACAUGAUGAAGUUGAAUAACAUUGAUGUGAAUGAGACAGUGGAGGGUGAUGACCGUGCCUUUGAGAUCUGGCACGAACGCGAGGACUCUGUGAGGAAAUACACCUUGCAGGCACGAACUGUUACCAUCAAGAACUCAUGGCUGAGAGACUUCAGAGAGCUGCAGCAGCGAUACAGCAUGCCUGCAUGGAGUCCUCCUGACUUUGAUGAGAUUCUGGCAAACUGCACAGCGGAGCUUGGACAGACUGUUAAACUGGCCUGCAAAGCCACUGGAGUACCCAAACCUACGGUCACUUGGUACAAGGAUGGACGAACGGUGGAGGCAGAUCCUCAUCACAUCAUCAUUGAAGACCCUGAUGGUUCCUGCACACUGAUCUUGGACAACAUGACGGCAGAUGAUUCUGGCCAGUACAUGUGCUUUGCCACGAGCUCGGCUGGCAACGCCAGCACUCUUGGCAAGAUCACUGUUCAGGUGCCACCUCGCUUUGUGAAUAAAAUGAGAAAUGCUAUAUUUGUUGCCGGUGAGGACACGCAGUUCACCUGCGUCAUACAGAGUGCCCCCAACCCCAAGAUCAGGUGGUUCAAGGACGGCAGGCUGCUGACUGACCAGGAAAAGUAUCAGACCUACAGCGAGCUCCGCAGUGGGGUUCUGGUGUUGGUAAUUAAAAACCUGACAGAGAGAGACCUGGGACACUAUGAGUGCGAGUUGUCCAACCGCCUGGGCAGCGCCAAGUGUGCUGCUGAUUUAGUUCCACCCUCGGCUGUGGCUCGCACUGGUGAGCAGAACAUCACUAUUGAAGUUACAGAGCAGGAGACUAGAAUACCGAAGAAAACCAUCAUCAUUGAGGAGACGAUAACCACUGUGGUGAAGAACCCACGCAUGAGGAGGCACAAGUCCCCCGGCUUGACUAUCACCGGAGCCCAUCGCUCGGAGACUUCCACCCCAGAACUCCCCACAGGCAGGCAGAGGAGAAUGGCCACUUCAAGAAAGACCACCAUCCCUACCCUCUAUGUCACUGAGCCACAGGGUGCUGAAGCCAGAGCCAUGGAGAGCAAGCCCAGGUGGGUUGAGGUAGAGGAGGUCAUCGAAUAUAAGGUCAAUAAGUCUCCCAGGCUGCCCAGGAGGAGAGGCAUCUCCCCGGCAGGGUCCGAUCGUGCAGCCACUCCCUCCAGACCCAAAAGGUCUCCACUUGAAAACCCGAAUGCUAACAAUUCCAACAACAAGCUGGUGGAGCAGACCCAGCUGCAGGGAGACGUCAGCAGCCAGCCGCUAUCCUGGGAAGAAGAGGAAGGUAACGUCACCUCUGAUUCUGUCUCAGCAGAGCCACAUGAGCUCUCAUCUGUCCUCACUGCAGCCGGAGAGGACAGCGAGGACCUGGAUGAUACACAAACUGUCAUCUUUGAACCCGAUGAUGAAGACGAAGAUCAUAAUUCACUCAAGCAGGAGCCUAUUCUGACACAAGGAGGUCGUGUUCUAACCCUCGAGGACUUGGAGGAUUAUGUCCCAGAAGAAGGAGAGACCUACGGCUCCUCCAGCGCCCACAACCCUACUGCAGAAAAGCCCUGCGAGAUCUCUGUGCUCCAGAGGGAGAUCGGCGGGUCCACAGUGGGGCAGCCGGUGAUCCUCAACCUGGGGCGGCCUGUCGCGGUCCCGAGGCAGAGGAGCGGCUUCUUCAGCCGCUUCAGGGAGCAUCUAUCCAGCAGCCUUUUCUCAUCUGCUGCCCCCCAAGCCAGCGGAGCCCAGUCCAGGACGGAGAGGCAGGUCCCCAUCCAAGUGAGCCACGCAAAGCUGGAAGUGAAGCCUUCAUACUGCUCAGAGGUGCAGAGAGUUGAGGGUGGACAGCAGAGCUUUAAAACCAAAGUUUCAACUCAGACGUAUGGCUACACAUCAGUGGGCAACCCAGUCACUCAAAUUAGUGAAUAUCAGAACCAGUAGAAGCGAACAAGUUCAAUUUGGUACCACAAACCCUCUUAGUCUUAAAUGAGGACAUUUCUGCUUACAUGAUGAAUACCUAACCUAGACCUAACCUGAAGUAUAUUUGCUGCAUUUGACAAACCAUUCCAUUUUGAAGCUGCCCAUCAGAAAAUAGACUCAUCCUCCGAGUCUUUCUUGACAAAUGGUUUGUGUCAGAUGGAAAAUGUAGGUAUCCCAGUCCCACACUGCUCUGUUACACCUGCAUUAUCACUUAUGCGGUAUGAGUAGUCCAGUUUACAUGGUAGACAGGCAAAAAGGAAAUUAAGGUUUGAUAUCUCACUGAAGAACAAUGUCGUUGUUGAACUUUAUACAUACAGACAUCAUGUUUCACUUAAAAGUCAAUUAAGUGACUUUUAACUGAAAAGUCACUUAAGCAACUUUUUCUUGCUCAAGAAAAUUCUAUGGCGUCUUAUUCCCUUUGCCUCUGCGUCAGCAUUGUGAUUGUCAUAACCUGUUUAUUUUUCAUACAGAUUAAAACCACAUUUUUUCGAUACUCUUUCUAGAUCUUUAACCUAUAUAUUUUAAUGGGCUGAAGGAUUUUAUUCAUUGGACGUCUCAAUCUUUUAUUAUCAGAAAAACAAGCUGAGCAAACGCAAAAGCCUGUUCACCAACGUGCCAAACAGUGUUGGAGAAACACUGAUUUUUAAAGUGAAACUGCUUUUUUCAGUGUUUUUAUUAUUACUGUGUCCAUUUGUUUUAGAGAGGAGGAGACCUCUGCAGAUAAUUCGGCUCCUGGUAAAAACCUCAACGGUGAACACUAAAGGAAUUCUAACCGAGAGAAACUGACUGCAAUGGUAGCAUUGUUCGUCAUUUAUUGUUUUGAUCAGAAAAUCACAUAUUACCUGUCAUUUUAAUUAAGCACUCUUUUGUGGAAUCAUGAACCACCUAUUUUAACUGAUCCAGGCAUUAUCCUGAUAUACACAGACAAUUAGUUAUACACUAUAUUUAGGUUUAUAUAUAUUUUUCGGUUUAACUUUUUUACCUUUCAAGAAAAGUUGUGUUUUGCCGUUUUGCAGUGCCUUAGAUUCCUGGAGUCAGUGACUACUAGUGAGGUCCUCAUGUCUACAUGUUUCUAGUUCACUAUUGCUGUAAGUUAAUUUAAAUAUGCAACACUGAUGAUGUAAGAUUAACAACAGAACUUCAGACCUUUGUGGUCCAUGGGCUGUUGUUUAAUUAAAUUAUAGUCAGUUUGUCAAAAUAAACACAUUUACUUUG